Gossypium arboreum is the source of this 563-nucleotide messenger RNA. RefSeq names its product non-specific lipid transfer protein GPI-anchored 13. NCBI's taxonomy places the organism in Eukaryota, Viridiplantae, Streptophyta, Magnoliopsida, Malvales, Malvaceae. The record is from RefSeq and is a predicted model, not a curated record.
AGAAGGAAUUAGUGUUAUAGGGCCAAAAAAUGGGAUCAUUAUAGAUGGUGGUGAUACGCAUUAUAUUGGCAACAUGGGCCGUCAUGGCAACAACAAAGGCAACAAUAAUGGAGGGUGAUGAGAAUGGAUGUGCUGACCAGCAUGCAAAUCUUGCAUCUUGUAUUCCUUUUGUGAGUGGAACUGCAAAGAAACCAGCACCACAGUGUUGCCAAGACACACAAAAAAUGAAGGCCAACAAGCCAAAGUGCUAGUGCAUCCUCAUUAAAGAGAGCACUGAUCCUUCAUUCGGUCUCCCAGUCAACACCAUUGCUCUUCAUAUGCCAUCAGCUUGUAAUAUUGAUGCUAAAGUUUCUGACUGCCCUAGUAUUUUGAACCUAUCACCAAAUUCACCAUAUGCAAAGAUCUUUAAAGAAGUUGGUUCUUCAAACAAGAGUUGAAGUUCAAGUUCGAACUCGGUUUCGAAGGCAACCCCUAGUAGCAGCAAUGAUAUAGAGAAAGUGAAAGUAUUUCAUGGAGGAAUUUGCCUUGUGUUGAUUGCUUUAAUUGCAUGGAUUUUCAUAUGA